AUGUCCUCCUCCACUGCCAGCCGUGGCGGCCGCGAAGCCUCCGCCAGCAGCCACGGCGGCCGUGAAGCCUCCGCCACCAACCCGCCACCGCGGCCUCCACUCCUCGUCCCCCAUCCCGCUGCGGCGGCUACGACCCUGCCUCCGUCAUCCAGGCGCGGCAGCCACGACUCCUCCUCCUCCGACGCCGCGGCAGCCACGUCUCCUCUGCCAUCCGGGCGCAUCAACCACGUCUCCUCUGCCGUGGCGGUGGCCACGACUCUUCCUCCGCUAUCCGGGUGCGCCACGCACGUCUCCUCCACCGCUGCCGUGGACCAUGUCGGCCAAGACUUCUCCUCCGCCAAUCCCGGAUCCUCCUCCGCCAUGCUUGGUUCCUCCUCCGCCCCCGUGGACCACGCCGACAACAACUUCUCCUCUGCCAUGCCCACGAAGGGUGGAUCCAAGAAUCCACAAGGACCGCCGCUUCAUCCGUAUGAAGAGGAGCGCCUAAGACAAUGUAUGCAGAAUAGUGCAAGGUUGCAGCAACUUGGAAUUCCUGGUUACACUACUUGUUUUGCAAGAGCAUCUGCAAUUUGUAAAGACAAGAGCAAGGAACAUCAGAGAAGCAGAGAAGACUCUGAAUCCGACUAUGAGCCUUCACAAGAAGAUAGUGCUGAACAAGAUUUGGUUGAUGAUGACAUUUCUAAGCAGAAAAAAUAACAACCAAACCUCAGAUGUACCACCUGUUGGAGUGAUGUUUCGCGCUCGUAGAGGGUGUAUGCUGAGAACCUCCCUACUGAAGCUUGAAGAUCAAAGAGAAUUAAUUUCAGGCCUGAUGCAAGUCUUCCACCAAGUGGCAACCAUGUCCCACCUCCAUCACACCCAGAUGUGAGCCAACAAGUUGAUCGACCAGCUGGAACA
This is a messenger RNA of Panicum virgatum (switchgrass), 897 nucleotides long. RefSeq lists its product as uncharacterized. The transcript has 3 exons. The record is from RefSeq and is a predicted model, not a curated record. NCBI's taxonomy places the organism in Eukaryota, Viridiplantae, Streptophyta, Magnoliopsida, Poales, Poaceae. The coding region runs from base 1 to 696 and encodes 231 amino acids.